Alligator mississippiensis (American alligator) is the source of this 2523-nucleotide messenger RNA. RefSeq lists its product as uncharacterized. NCBI's taxonomy places the organism in Eukaryota, Metazoa, Chordata, Crocodylia, Alligatoridae. The record is from RefSeq and is a predicted model, not a curated record. The transcript has 7 exons. Bases 1 to 2091 code for a protein of 696 amino acids.
AUGUCCUGUGUGUUGGUUGCUUGGCCCCCAGGCUGGAUAGUCUCCUACAAUGUCUCAGAGGUGCAGGGGCCGGAGCGGUGCCUGCUGGGCCAGGAGGUGACCCUGCGCUGCUCCAUGGAGGGGACGUUCCCCGAGGACGUGGCCGUGACAUGGGAGAGGAUCCACAGCGAGGACAGGACGGUGCCUGAGAGCGCUGGGGACCAGGACAGCCCCAAGCACCAGCCGCUGUUCCCCGCCCUCCCCCCAGGCUGGAGAGUGACCGAGGAGAGAGCUGGGACCCGCCUCACGUCCUCCCUGACCUUCACCCCCACGGUGCAGGACGACGGGGCGCGGGCCCGGUGCGUCUUCCUCCACGAGGUUGAACGGAUCAGAGAGGAGCGAGUGUCCCCGGAGAUCCGGGUGUGGGCCCGGCCACACAUGUCUGAGAUCCAGGUGUUGCCAGAGUGGGACCCCCGCGACAAGGUGCCGUUUGCUGUCCAGCUCCACAACUUCUACCCCAGGGAGGUGCCCCCGAUCCAGUGGGGCUGGGACGGGGCCGGGAGCUGGAGGGAAGACCCCGCGCAGAUAGACAAGAACACGGACGGCACGUUCACCGCGACGAGCGUCUGGAGAGUGCCCAGCCGGAGCCUGACCCGGCCGGAGCUGCGAGUGCGAGUGUGCGUCCAGCACGGCCCCGGAGAGCCCCCGAGCGAGAGAGAGCUCAGCCUGAGGGCCGCGGGUCUCCUGCGGCCCCCGGACGUGUCCAAAAUCUCCCAGACCGAGUCCGUGGACACAGGGAAGGGAGUCACCCUGAGGUGCUGCGUCGUGGGGCAUUUCCCAGAGAAGCUGAGCGUGACCUGGCUGCGGAGGGGCAAGGGGGAGGCCACUGCUGUGAUCCUGCGGGACUCAGCUGUGUACAGGGUGGAGCCCGGCACGGCCGUCCUGGCACGGGACGGGAAGAGCUUCCAGCAGGAGACCAGACUCACCCGCUGGACAUCCAGGGACCAGGGGGCAGAGUACAUCUGCCGCGUGGGACACCUCACCCUGGAGACCCCCAUCGAGAGGAGCAUCAUCUGCGAUCCGUGCCCUCCAGACCUGGGGCAAGUCUCACAGACCCAAGAAGCUAGUGACGUUGCCAGAACCAGUCUCAGCGAAGAUCAAGCUGCAAACGGGUACCCAGGAUCAGUGAUCUCUUACACAGUCUCAGAGGUGCAUGGUCCACAGUGGUGCCUGCUGGGCCAGGAGGUGACCCUGCACUGCUCCAUGGAGGGGACGUUCCCCGAGGACGUGACCGUGACAUGGGAGAGGAUCCACAGCGAGGACAGGACGGUGCCUGAGAGCGCUGGGGACCAGGAGAGCCCCAAGCACCAGCCGCUGUUCCCCGCCCUCCCCCCGGGCUGGAGAGUGACCGAGGAGAGAGCUGGGACCCGCCUCACGUCCUUCCUGACCUUCAUUCCCACGCUGCAGGACGACGGGGUGCGGGUCCGGUGCUGCUUCCACCAUGAGACCGAAUGUAUCAGAGAGGAGCGAGUGUCCCAGGAGAUCCGGGUGUGGGCCCCAGAACAGGUAUAUACAAUCAAGAGGCAUCCUGGAGGUGAUGGUGACAUUAAUGGAGCCUCAGGGGGGUCCAGUGUGGGCUCAUUUGAGAUGCUGGAGAAAGAGCUGGUCAAAGCUGAGAGUGAAGGGCCACUUUUUCCCCACACUGCGUACACUUCUGACCUGACAGAUCUGCUGUUGCUGCAGCUGUUCAGCGUGAGCAGGUUGUUCAGAGUCCUCCAGAGCCUCCAAGAGCCAAAGAGGGAGGAGACACCUGAAGAUGGAGGCAAUGUCAUCAGCACUGCAUCUCUGCCCCACCCAGAGAUGCCAGGGAUGUUGCCCCACUGUGGGCUGGGUUGGGGGAUCAGGCUGGGGCUGGGUUGCAAGGCCCAGGGUCAGGCCUCUGCUGGGGGAUGCUGCUCCUACCUCCCUCUCUCCAAGUGUGGCCUGUGCCGUAAGGCUGAGCGGGGAGCCCAGGGGUAUGGGAUUGCCUCUACCACAGCCCCAUGCAGCCCCUGGGCUGCCAAAAUAAAGAUGACAGCACUGACAAUCACCCACUUCCCUGAGUGGAUUUAGGAGCAGACUGGGCAGGACUGUCUGCCCUAGGACUGCUCCUAAAGUCUGAGGGCAGUCCUAGUGGGAGUCGGUUUUGUGUUAUCUGUAUAGUAAAUGUUGUCUGUGUUUCUUUGUCUGUCUGUUUAUCUGAAGGUGUGCACGCUGCCCGGUGGUAAAAGUGCUGGGUAUAGUGGUCUUGGGUUGGACUGACUACAUCAGAUAAUUAGAGCAAUGCUUGGAGAUAGGCAAUUUGUUUGACUUGGAAGCCCACUUGUGGGUUGUGGAUAAUUUGAAGCUCACUUUGUGGAUCAUGGACUGUCUAUGUAGGGGGUCCAGACUGCCUGUAGAAUGGUCCUUUGUUUUGGUUUGAAUUUUGUCUUGGGACUUAAUUAUAUUGGAAAACCAGACUUUUGGAGGGUUUUACAGACUAGUAUACUGGCUUUAAAGAUAAUA